UAAUACUACUACUAUUCAUAAUAAUUGGUGUCCGAAUUAAAAAGUUGUGUACGAAUACAUCUCCCCUCGCCUCACUUCUCUGCAGGCCUUUGUUCAUUUCUUCCGACAAAUCCAACGAGUUCAUCUGAGUGCAAACCCAAGAAAACACCUAUCCGUUUACUUCAGAAGCUUGGCAGGUACCAUUGGUCAAAAAUUACUUGGGAAUGCAGAAAGAUGUGGCUGAAUGCGAGUACUUGUCACUCUGAUGUCAAAGUGCCUUCCUUUCCAUCUUGGGUGGAUUUGUUCAUUCUUGAUGAGGUCGGGCGCAUGAAUCAUGGCAUAUCAAUUUUUUGCGGACAGCUGCAGAAUAAAAGCAACACUUGUUGCCUUGCUCUCGUGUUGAAGCACGAGGGAGACAGUUGAAUUUCUCAAAUAAAACCACUCCUGCCCCGUAAAAACCAAAUAUUCGUACAAGCAGGAGAGUAUAAUAGAAGGUGUAUAGUAGUUUUCUGAUUAGAAUGGAUAAUAAGACAAACAUAUUAAUGCAAAGGUAUGACCUUGGAAGAUUACUAGGGCAAGGAAACUUUGCAAAAGUUUACUAUGGUAGAAAUCUUGCAACCGGGCAGAGUGUAGCCAUUAAGAUAAUUGAUAAAGAGAAGAUUCUGAAGGUUGGACUGAUCAAUCAGACCAAGCGAGAGAUAUCUGUCAUGGCACUGGUUAAACACCCCAAUGUGCUACAGCUUUAUGAGGUCAUGGCAACCAAAACCAAGAUUUACUUCGUUUUGGAGUAUGCCAAAGGUGGUGAACUUUUUAACAAGGUCGCCAAGGGAAAGCUCAAGGAAGACAUUGCCAGAAAGUACUUUCAACAAUUGAUCACUGCUGUUGACUUUUGCCAUAGCAGGGGUGUCUACCACCGUGAUCUAAAACCAGAAAAUCUGCUGCUGGAUGAGAAUGGGAAUUUAAAGGUGUCAGAUUUUGGUUUGAGUGCUCUAGCUGAAUCUAGGCGGCAAGACGGGUUGCUUCAUACAACCUGUGGAACCCCCGCCUAUGUUGCUCCUGAGGUUAUUAGCAGGAAAGGUUAUGAUGGUGCCAAAGCUGAUAUCUGGUCUUGCGGUGUAAUCUUAUUUGUUCUACUGGCUGGUUAUCUUCCAUUCCAUGAAUCGAAUCUUAUGGAUAUGUAUAGAAAGAUAAGCAAGGCUGAGUACAAAUGCCCGAAUUGGUUUCCUCCAGAAGUGCGCAGACUGCUAUCAAGGAUCCUCGACCCAAGUCCAUACACUAGGAUUUCCAUAGCCAAAAUUAUGGAAAACACUUGGUUCAGGAAAGGGCUGGAUCAGAGAGAUUUAAGAGCAAGUAUAGAGGACAAGGGAAAGAAUCCCUUAAAUGCUGAUAUUGCAUUUGAUCUUAAUGAGUGUUGCAGCGGUCCUUCUACCGAGACAAAGCUAGAAGUACCAAAGCCAACUAACUUCAAUGCAUUUGACAUAAUCUCCCUUUCAACCGGUUUCGACUUGUCUGGUUUGUUUGUGAGGAAUGAUCAGAAGGAAGAAGUGCAAUUUAUAUCAAAAAAGUCCGCACCCUCUCUCAUAUCCAAAAUUGAAGAAAUUGCUAGACGUCUAAAGCUGAAAGUCAUGAAGAAGGAAGGAGGGGUGAUGAAAUUGGAGCAACCGAACGAUUGUAGAAAUGGGACUGUGUCCAUCGAUGUUGAAAUUUUCGAAAUCACUUCGUCCUUUCACUUGGUGGAGGUUAGAAAGUCAAGCGGAGAUGCAUUGGAUUAUCUGAAGGUGUUGCAACAGAAUCUAAAACCGGCUUUGACAGAAAUUGUCUGGGCUUGGCAAGGCGAGCAGCAACAAUAGCAGUGAUGAUGACGACGAGAAGCUACUGACUUCAUACUCAAUUCACUGUGUGUAAGUUGCCAAUUUAGUUGAUUUCCAUGUGUGUAUGUUUUGCUGUCUGAAUGCGUGUUGCAAAUGAUUUUCAACUUAUAUGAACCUUUUGUGACUUUGUUUGCUGGAAAUUGUCCCAUCGCCGCCAUAUUCAUUUUCUGUAACUUUCCUUUUGUGUGGAUUCAUUAUACAGCAUUUCUAA
Coffea eugenioides is the source of this 2061-nucleotide messenger RNA. Its product is annotated as CBL-interacting protein kinase 18-like. The record is from RefSeq and is a predicted model, not a curated record. Lineage: Eukaryota; Viridiplantae; Streptophyta; Magnoliopsida; Gentianales; Rubiaceae. Gene Ontology annotation, molecular function: protein kinase activity; ATP binding. The transcript is spliced from 2 exons. Bases 498 to 1829 code for a protein of 443 amino acids. Gene Ontology annotation, biological process: signal transduction; protein phosphorylation.